This is a messenger RNA of Notolabrus celidotus (New Zealand spotty), 2523 nucleotides long. It is a transcript of the gene dgat1b, whose product is annotated as diacylglycerol O-acyltransferase 1b. The record is from RefSeq and is a predicted model, not a curated record. NCBI's taxonomy places the organism in Eukaryota, Metazoa, Chordata, Actinopteri, Labriformes, Labridae. The transcript has 17 exons. Bases 247 to 1764 code for a protein of 505 amino acids. Gene Ontology annotation, biological process: triglyceride biosynthetic process. Gene Ontology annotation, molecular function: diacylglycerol O-acyltransferase activity. Gene Ontology annotation, cellular component: endoplasmic reticulum membrane.
CUAGGUUGCACUGUUCAAAGUUCAGACAAGUUACACUUCCAAUCUGUUGUCACUUCAUGUUGCGUCACAUGCUACACACCUACCGCCAUGUCAACUGUACGGAAAUAUGAGCUUUGGGCGGAUAGUCUGCAAGUUAGUUCCCCUCCCGCUAGUGGGCUACUGCGCCACUAUGUCCACAUCAGACAUGUUGCGACUUUAAAACUGAACUCUGCGUAGAUUUGAGUUUUGUGUUGCUUCUGUGUCUUCAUGGGUGACUCGGACGCGGCCAAGGCCUGCACUCGCAAGAGAAGGGCGACUUUCGCGGCAGGGAGAAGCGCCAGUGUGCUCCCGGUGAACGGGAAGUCUGCAGCGGAGUAUCAGAGCUCCCUGAACGCGGACAUAAGCAGCUACAAUGGCGAGGGGAAACCUGACUGCUCCCUGGAGACAAUCGGCUCUAAGUCAAAGAGGGAAGCAAAGAAACGGAGGAGUGACAUAGGGGACAGGUUGAGCUGCCAUAAGACCCAGGAGUCCCUGCUAAGUUCAUCCAGUGGCUACAAUAACUACAGAGGAAUCCUCAACUGGUGCGUGGUCAUGCUGGUGCUGAGUAAUGCUCGCCUCUUCUUAGAGAACCUCUUAAGGUACGGUGUCCUGGUGGAUCCAAUCCAGGUGAUUUCCUUGUUUUUGAAUGAUCCAUACAGCUGGCCAGCAGCAUGCCUGCUGAUUGUGUCCAACGUCUUCAUUCUGGUGGCUCUCUACACAGAGAGGCAGCUGUCCAAGGGCUCAUUCAGCGAACCUUUGGGAUUUCUGGUCCAUUGCAUUAACCUGACAAUCAUGCUAACAUUCCCGGCUGCAGUGGUACUCGUGGUCCCCUCUAUGAAUCCAGUUGGAGGUGCUUUCGUUCUCGGGACUUACACCAUCCUCCUUCUGAAGCUGUACUCUUAUAAGGACGUCAACAUGUGGUGCAGAGAGCUGAGCACUGCCAAGGCCAAGAAACUGUCCAGGUCUCUGUCCUGUCCUUCAUCGCCACUUUUCAAGGAAUGUAAAGUGUGCUACCCUGGCAAUCUCACCAUAAGAGACAUGUACUACUUUAUAUCUGCGCCUACUCUCUGCUACGAGCUCAACUUCCCUCGCUCACCUAAGAUUCGUAUGAGCUUCCUGCUGAGGAGACUGGUUGAGAUGAUGUUCUUCAUCCAGCUGUUAGUUGGUCUCACUCAACAGUGGAUGAUUCCCAUCAUUCAGAGUUCCAUGAAACCACUGGAGGACAUGGAUCUAUCCAGGAUGACUGAGAGACUUCUAAGAUUAGCUGUUCCUAAUCACCUGCUGUGGCUCAUGUUUUUUUACUGGUUCUUCCACUCCUCUAUGAACUUUACCGCUGAGCUCCUGCGCUUUGGGGACCGGCAGUUCUACAAGGACUGGUGGAACUCUGAGUCGGUGACAUAUUUCUGGCAGAACUGGAACAUCCCUGUACACAAGUGGUGUCUGCGACACUUCUACAAGCCACUGCUAAGGAGAGGAUUUAGUAAAAUGUUCAGCCAAUCAGCUGUCUUCUUCUUGUCAGCCUUCUUCCAUGAGUACUUGGUGAGUGUUCCUCUCAGGAUGUUCAGGCUUUGGGCCUUCAUGGGCAUGAUGGCGCAGCUUCCAUUAGCCUGGUUUGUUGGCGCCUUCCUUCGUGGCAACUAUGGCAACGCUGCAGUGUGGAUGUCCCUCAUCAUCGGUCAGCCCUUCGCCGUGCUGAUGUACGUCCACGACUAUUACGUCCUGCACUACAGACAGGAGGCUGAAUAAUACACAGGCUUACAUCGUACAACUCUACACGUCAGGAUCCCUGCAUGAUUUUACAUGUUUACAUUAGACAGCUUUGUCACCGUAAAAAAGAAGCUGUAAAAAUAGCCAGCAUGGGAAAAAUGAAUAAUAAUAAGUGUAGAAUUUUUAAAUGUUACUACAAAGCAAGGAGGAAGGUUUCACUUCUGUAUUAAGUGCAGCUUCUCACUCAGGAAAUGUAUCUUUCAGUCUCUUUUCGAAGCCUCUGUUGGCCAGUUUGAUCUGAAAUUUCUGGGCUGAUUGAGAAAACUACUGAAGGUGGUACUGUAAAAACCUUCAAGCAUAAGUUUUACUCCUUUUUUAGCUGAUUUGUAUUUAGCAAUACAGCUGACGAAAUGGUUUAAGUUGUUAAAGAUUAAUGUUCCAGUGCCUUUCCUUCUUUCCCUGUCUGCCAGAGGGGGCUUACUCUGUCCUGUUUUAUGUGACAUGGAACACCACUUGCACACUGAAUGUAUUCUGGUAGGAUUUUAUGAUAGAAGUGCAGUUUUUAUUUUUAAUGAUGUUUGGCCUACAUUGCUUUUCUACCUUUUUAUGGUACUUUUUCCAUUUAAAUUGAAUUGCCAUUGAAGUAACAGAACAUUUCCAGACCAGUCUAAAGUUAAUGUAAAGGUCACUGAAUCAGUGUGUUUUCAUUGUGCUGAUAAUAAUUUGGGCUUCUGCAGGGUAAUGAUGUGUAAUGAUCUUUUUGAGAUUUGUGACAGAAAAUAAAGAUUUUAAGUGUUA